UGUGCAAUAUUUGUCAAUAAAGUUUUUGUAAAAGACGAAUUGGAGUCCCUUUUCUUUUCACGAGUUUCAAAUGUUUUAACUUUGUCGAUUCAAGGAGGCGAGGAAAAGUUAAAAAUGGAAAGUCAUACGAGCAAUUUGAAAGAUUGGCUUUUCAUGGAAGCCAAAAUCGCCGCAGCAGUGGCCAUCAUAAAAUCAAAGCCCCCUGGGAUGAGCGGCAGGGCGCAUGCGCAGGCUCUAGCCAUCAGGCUGAGGAGGCAGGAAGAAAGCUGGAGGGACAGGGCCCAGAGCCUGGAACGAGAGCUGCUGAGGCUGAGACAGGACAGUCUGAUCAGGAGGAUGACGUCAAACACAACUAGCAGCAGCAGCAGCUGCAUAGAGGCAGCAGAUGCCAGCAGAGUGGACGACACGUCGCAGGAUCUGUUUAGUCCAGGAAGUGCCGUGGGCGGUGCAGAUCUUCAACCAAACCGCAUCAGCUUUGAACCCCUCACGCAGGACCCCAAACUCAACAUUCCUACCCCUCAGCUGCUUCCCUUCUGCCAAACAAACGACUCGCAUCUGCGGUUCCUCAGGUCGCUGUGUGGUCUGCAACAGCUAAAAGGCAACAGCCGAGGUCAGGAGGCUCUGUGGUUCGGCCAUGACGGGGAGAUGUGCUCGGUGUUUGCCGACACCAUGUGUCAGCUUCUGGACUCCGUGGUGGCAGCCUGCAGACCCCCCGCCACCGUGGGACCCACUGACCUUGUGUUGCAGGCCUGCCAGGUGGCAGCCCAAGCGUUGGACCUUUUCUGUUCACAAAGGAUGCCAUCUGUGGAGCUCCUAAGUCGCAUGGAGGAGCCACUGAGGGAGCUGACUCAGAUGCUGCUUCACAGCAAACAGCCCAGCAGACUGCAGGAUGCAGAGAGGCUGAUGGAGUACCUGAUGGUGCUGGGGAGCAGCAGCUUAUCACAGUCCUUUCUCAUCCGUCACAUUCUUUCAGAGAUCAUCACUCUGGCUGAUCGGCUCUGGCAGGCCGCCCAGGUGCAGGAAUGCUCAGAGCCUGACAACUUUCCUCUGGACAGUUACCUGAACUCGUGUCAGCUCUUCUGGAUGGUGGAGAAUCUUCUGCAGAGGUCCAGGGCAGAAGGACGGCGGGUGGAGGCUGGGUCCAAUCUGACAAGCCUCUUGGGUCAGUUGGAACAGCGUGUCUUUCUUCUGUCAGACGAAUUUCCUUUGUUUUCUAUCUACGUGUACAGGAUAAAGGACUUCUUCACACUUGAAAAAGAUCUCGAGUGACAUUUCAAGAUCAACAGACAAGUGAAAGUAUUCUCCUAAUACCAGGAUAUCGGUAUUUAAACCUGAUAUGUGGCCAAAAAUAAAUCCACCAAGACUUGAGCCAGCAGCAAGUGAAUGUGCCCAAAGCUUGUUUCAGAUUGGCGGUCCCUCGGUGCCACAGAGCUCCCUUGCUGUCCAGAAGCCAUUAAAAACACAUCAGUGAGUCGCGCUGUUGCUCCGGCUGCCAUGUUGCUUCAUUAACAUGAGCGCACUGUUUUGAUUUGGUACUGUGUCAACUAUCCUUUCGCCAAGAACACUAAUAAGAACAACCAAAUGUGGAUGGAUGUGCUGCUGGUCGCUUUCAAAACUCAUGUGUCCUACAGCUGAGUUAUAAAACUUUGUAAAUAAGUUUACAGCUACAUCUGUAUGUUUUUGUUUGGCAACAAAGACUAAAAUUGAUUUAUUUCCAUAAAAAAAUGGCUUAAAUGUUUUAAAGCUUGUACUGUUAUAAAAAAAUUCAAA
Molecule: messenger RNA, 1770 nt
Organism: Oryzias latipes (Japanese medaka)
Lineage: Eukaryota; Metazoa; Chordata; Actinopteri; Beloniformes; Adrianichthyidae
Gene: mei4
Product: meiosis-specific, MEI4 homolog (S. cerevisiae)
Biological process (GO): DNA recombination; meiotic DNA double-strand break formation; spermatogenesis
Cellular component (GO): lateral element
Source: RefSeq, a predicted model, not a curated record